AAAUGAGCGGCGAGUUUAACGUUAUCCAAAGCCGUCGCGAUUUUUUAGUCAGUCAGUUAACAGCGCGUAUUCGACGGGUCAAGAAGCAAAAUUAUUCACGAAAAAAACGCACACUACAAUUUUUCCCAAUUAAACUAAUUUAAACCCGCGCUCGGAUUUUUAAUUAGAGAAACUGGUUGUUAUUUUAAACGAAAAAUAGAAAUUUUGGCUGUAAACAAAUUUUUACGCGGUGCGAUACCGAAAAUAUGUGAAAAAGUUAUUUUUGUUUUAUUGUUUAGAGUUAGCGAUGAGUGAAAGUAUACUUGAAUUUUAAAAUCAUAGGCGAUUUUUUUAUUUUCUUGAAUUAAAAGUGGAAUCUUCAUGAUACUUCUAAGUAAACGAUGACCCAAGGAUUUAGUUUUAAUUUUGUACUGGCUGUGAUAUGCGUCAUUUUUCUAAAAAGUAUCUCAAUGACGGAGGGAGCAAUAAGAUGUUACAAAUGCCUUGCGGUUACACCACCUUAUUACACCAAUGAAACAAUAAAACUGUGUAAAGACUUUGACUAUUCCGAAACAUUUAUUGUGGAUUGUCCAUAUUCGACGUACUGUAUGAAGAGGUUUACCAGUGCCAAAAUACCUACUGUGAUAAAUGGAACAGAAAGGGACUGUGCUAGUCAGAAACAAGUGAUUCAAAACUAUAAAAACGGCCAAUGGCACAAGGAAGUAGAAAUAGAGGAACCAUACAAAGCGGGAUGUUCCAAAGUCAAUGACAAGGGGGCGCGGACAUCAACUAUAGAAAAUUGUUACUGCAAUACUGAUCUGUGUAACACAGGAAGUUAUUUGCGGUCUAGAAUAGUAGGAUUUUUUGCGGCUGUGAUAGUUUUUAUUGUUUUCUAAAAUAAAUACUUUUUUUAUUUGUAGUAGAUAUGAGUGCUACCAAAAUAGUGUGUUCAAAAUUUAUUUUAUAAAUAUGAUUUUCAAUUAUUAUACCAGGUAUAAUAAACAGGCAUAAUAUUACAAUCAACUUUUUAAUUUUAAUAUAUUUGCAAAUGCAAAUACUGAUAAAAUAUAUUUCCAAAAUGUAGUUUAAUUUAAUAUAAAAGAGAAAAUGAAUUAAUAGUAGUUUACAAAUGUAUAUAUUUAAAAUUUUGUGGUCUUAUGAUAUAAAUCAUCAGGUUACUACUAGUCACAAAUUGUGGUUUUUAUAUUUAUAAAAGACAUUGCAGGAACAUUCAUUUUAUAACUCGAUACAUAAUUUCUUGACAAUGUAUUUUAGUUCAUUAUUAUAAGUAAUAUGUAAUUAUUUGAUACUUUCGAAACUACCUCGAUGAUAGUUUUUGAUUACAGGAAAAACCAAAUAUUUGGUGAUUUUUACAUAUAAAUAUAGGGCAAAAUAUGUCAAUACCUUAUGAAAUAAAAAUAUAGAAGUGCUAAAUUGAAUCUUUUGAAAAAAUAUAUAUUUUCAGAAUUACUC
Molecule: messenger RNA, 1452 nt
Organism: Psylliodes chrysocephalus
Lineage: Eukaryota; Metazoa; Arthropoda; Insecta; Coleoptera; Chrysomelidae
Source: the annotation of a GenBank genome assembly